AUGAGUGCCACCGUCACUGUUACCGAGCCCCCGAGGAUCACGGCCGAGAAUGUUGCGACCCUCUUCCCCGAGGUCGACACUUCGCUCGCGCGGGAGGUGCUCCCCACUGCGACAAGCAACCCCUCCGCCACCCAGGCGGGCGACGAGCUGGCCGGCUACGAUGAGGAGCAGGUUCGCCUGAUGGAUGAAGUGUGUAUUGUUCUCGAUGAUGAUGACAAGCCCAUUGGCAGUGCCAGCAAGAAGGCUUGCCAUUUAAUGACCAACAUCGAUCGCGGUCUCCUUCACCGUGCCUUUUCGGUCUUCCUCUUCGACUCCAACAAGCGCCUGCUGCUUCAACAACGUGCCUCCGAGAAGAUCACUUUCCCCGACAUGUGGACGAACACCUGCUGCUCCCACCCCCUAGGCAUUCCUGGAGAGACGGGCUCGCAACUUGAUGCGGCCGUGCUGGGCGUGAAGCGCGCGGCACAGCGCAAAUUGGAGCAAGAGCUGGGAAUCAAGCCGGAGCAAGUCCCGCUGGAUAAGUUUGAGUUCUUCACCAGAAUCCAUUACAAGGCGCCCAGUGAUGGCAAGUGGGGAGAGCAUGAGAUCGACUACAUCCUGUUCAUCCAAGCCGAUGUCGAUCUGAACGAGAACCCGAACGAAGUGCGCGACACGAAAUACGUCUCCGCCGAGGAGUUGAAGCAGAUGUUUGAGCAGCCGGGGCUGAAAUUCACACCGUGGUUCAAGCUAAUCUGCAACUCGAUGCUGUUUGAGUGGUGGGGUCACCUGGGCUCGUCGUCGCUAGAGCCAUACAAGAACGAGCAUGAGAUCCGUCGGAUGUGA
Molecule: messenger RNA, 822 nt
Organism: Aspergillus sclerotioniger CBS 115572
Lineage: Eukaryota; Fungi; Ascomycota; Eurotiomycetes; Eurotiales; Aspergillaceae
Gene: idi1
Product: isopentenyl-diphosphate delta-isomerase IDI1
Exons: 3
Coding region: 1-822 (273 amino acids)
Biological process (GO): isopentenyl diphosphate biosynthetic process; isoprenoid biosynthetic process
Cellular component (GO): cytoplasm
Molecular function (GO): isopentenyl-diphosphate delta-isomerase activity
Source: RefSeq, a predicted model, not a curated record